UACCUUACCAUGAUCGAAUAGAUCGGCAAUCCUCUCCAGGGCUGCACACCGAGCGUCCAAGAGACUGCUGUAAACACAAAGCUGCGGCCGAUCCCCCGGCAGGCUUACCACAGCUGCAGUCACGUGAUACACCCCUUCACGCCCGUGCACGGUCCCGUUAUAUGCUGGUAAAUUAACGAGCAAUAUGUCCGGGGUAAAAAGAACUAUGGACGAUAAGGAUCCUGACUAUGACGACAUAUCAAUGGUGCGGCAGAAUAAGCGGCACAAGGCGAUUGAGACCUCCGCUCGUGAUGCUGCCAUCUCCAAGAUAGAGUCCAUUGUGAAAGAGCAGUUUGCUAUUGAGCUGAAGAACAAGGAGCAUGAGAUUGAAAUCAUCGAUCAGCGCUUGACUGAAGCGAGAUGUAUGAUGGAUAAACUUCGUGCAUACAUUGUGGCCAAUUACUACGCCUCUGCUGGGGUCAGCAAAGCACAAGAGGCGACAUCUUCUUGUGAUCCUACCAUUUUGAACCAUCCAUCGAUAAAGAAGUUUAUAGAAUCCCCCUCUCGGGCUGCUUCUCCCGCAAACCACCGCUCUGAUACACCCUCUGCCAAUAAUUCAGAAACUGACUCGGUCUGCACCCAUAGUGAGUUGGAUAAAGACAACCAAGUUCUUAGCAAAGCAAUUCAUAAAGGGACUUCUCCAACGGACGUCAACCUUGUGAAGGAUGCUGCCUCAACAGAAAAUAUUAACGACAAAUCCACUGGGUUUGCAGGAUCUGAAGAUACAUCUCGACGUUUUGUGAAGAAAACUAUCGUAGUGGGAAAUGUCUCAAAGUAUAUUCCUCCAGACAAGCGAGAAGAAAAUGAUCAGUCAACUCACAAGUGGAUGAUUUAUGUGAGGGGGUCUAGAAAGGAACCAAGCAUUGAUCAUUUUGUGAAAAAGGUCUGGUUCUUUCUGCACCCGAGCUACAAGCCUAAUGACCUUGUUGAAGUCAGGGAGCCUCCUUUCCACUUGACACGCAGAGGUUGGGGUGAGUUUCCUGUAAGAGUCCAGAUACACUUUAAAGACAGCCAAAAUAAGAGGAUCGAUAUCAUUCAUAACCUGAAGCUGGACAGAACAUACACUGGUUUGCAGACACUGGGCGCUGAAACGGUUGUUGAAGUUGAACUUCUUAGACACUCCUUCGGAGAAGAUUACCUCUAUUCGCAGUCUUCUAAUGAAUCUAGUCAGUCUGAAGGAUCUGCGCCUGGACCUACCGCCAUCAAAUCUUCACCGCAGAAAGCGAGUCAUGAGUUAACAGAAAAAGGAUAUGGAGCACCAGAUCCCACAUUUUACACUCAACCCUCAUCACUUGAGCGUACACCAACAAAAAUGACUCAGAGAUUCACUAUUGGAGCACAUGGCAGCACCGCUUUCCAACCUAUUACUGCCAGCUGUAAAAUUGUUCCUCAGGGUCAAGCAACAAGCUUGGCUGAAUCGCCUGGGAAAUCUUUCCAGCCAAUUACAAUGAGCUGCAAAAUUGUAUCUGGUAGUCCUACAAGCAACUACUCCAAUGUAUCUCAAGCCGGGACACGCUCCCCUUUGCCCAAGAUUCAAGGCAGCAGUUUCAUAACUCAAAAUAUAAAGCAGGAGGAGUCUCUUUUUGCAGCAAUGCCUCCACUUUGUCCUAUUGGAAGUCAUUCUAAGGCUCAGAGCCCAAAACCAGUGGCAGGAGGACUUGGUGCUUUCACAAAGGUGAUCAUUAAACAAGAGCCAAUUGAAACUUCUCAACAGCAAGAAACUCCUUCAACUUCUCAGCCGUCUCUACCGCAAAUUGUUACUGUGAAAGGUAACCAAAUGAUUGCUGUUUCACCCCAGAAAACCAUAAAUACUGCAGAGGGAUCUAAGGUUGUUGGCAUUCCUGUUGGGUCGUCUGCCCAGGCCUCAAUUAAACCUUCUGUAACUAUCAGUGGUGGCCAGAUACUUGUUGCCAAAUCCAGCUCUUCAGCUGCCAAAGCUGUGGGAACAAAGCAGAUUGUUGCUCAAGGGGUAGCAAAAGCUGUUGUAACCAGUGGAAGUGCCAAUGUGUUAGCCCAAGCCACACAAAACAUAUCUAAAACACCAGUCGCAUCUGCUGUAACAACAAAAACUGGAUCCCAAGGCUCAGUUAUGGCAACCUUACAGUUGCCAUCAACAAAUUUGGGUAAUUUGGCAAAUCUCCCACCGGGAACCAAACUGUACCUAACCACCAACAGCAAGAAUACAUCUGGUAAAGGAAAACUUCUGCUUAUACCCCAAGGGGCAAUUCUGAGAGCUGCUAACACUGCCAAUCUCCAGUCGGGCGCAUCUUCAAGUGGCGGCUCAAGCACGGGAAAUACUGCUUCUGGAUUACCCCAGCACCUCACAUACACAUCCUAUAUUCUAAAACAGACUCCUCAGGGAACAUUUUUAGUUGGUCAGCCAUCUGCACAGAUAUCAGGAAAGCAAGCCACCUCCAGCGUGACAGCUCCGGGAAGUGUGGGAGCUUCAGCGCAGGGACAGCAAACUUUGAAAUUAAGCUCUGGACAGAAAGGCGCCAUUAUUACACAGGCAAACAGUAGUACACCUGGAUUGGUAAAAAUAUCUGAAAAUGUACUAAAGUCUUUGCCAGUGACAUCUCAGACACAGAAGCCUGGUACAACACUACUAAGGGUUGCAGGUGGUGUUAUAACUGCAAGUACCACAUCAUUACCAUCCGUGUCUGCAAAUGGACCUGCGCAACAGGUUACCGAAGGUUCAAGCCCCUCUGUGCCACCUGCCGCGUCAUCCAGUAAAAUUCCUGUACAGCAACCCACGGCGGCACAGACCAGCAGCCUGGUGAAGCUAGUGGGGAGCAGUAAAUCUGGUGCAUUGCCAGUCCCAGUACUCCCAUCGAGAGGCACACUUAGCCCAGUCCCCAGCACUGCUGUUCCAACAGUUAAAUCAGAUCCAGACUCCAGUAACACAUUGUAUCCCAUUGGUUCUCCAGCAGUGAAAUUAGAGGAGAACAUGGAAUCGGAACCCAGCUCCGUAAAGACGGAGCAUCUUCAGAACUUCAAGCAGCUGCUGACUGCGACUGUAAAGAAGGUUCCACUUAUAGGGGAAAGAGAUGAAGAUGGCAGCAAUCCAUUCUGUGCAAGCUCUCUGGAGCAAUAUUACAGUUGGCACAUUGGAAAAAGGAGAGCAUCGGAGUGGCAACGAGCUGUUUCCAUGAAGAAGAUGCUACAAGAAAUCAUAGAGACGCAAGCAAAAUUUAGUAAUUUUACUCCUUUAAAAACCAAGGAAAUUGUACAUUGGUGUCGGAUGCAUGGUUACACGCCCCCGGAUCCUGAGAAUGCCAGUGAUGAGCGUGAAUCUUUUGAAGAUGUGCUGACUCGUAUAGAUAAUGAGGCAGCUUUACCCUCCUCCUAUUCCUCCCCCGGCGCUCUCUGUCAAAAGAUUGAGGAACUAGAGAAGAUUCUUAAAAAGGAUAGAGAAGUGGAAGAGCACGUUGAUAUCCUCAGUAUUGAAGUUGAGAGCAAACCUCAGAUUAAAAAAGAAAAUGAAGAAGGAGAUAAUGUCAAAUUUUACUUGACCCCGAGCUUGCCGAGUGAGUUUAUCAGAGACACCGCACAAGAGAUUGGCGUUUCAUUACAGCCAGUGGAAAUCCACAAAAAUGUCUACGCCUCUCCAGUAGAAGAAAUGAUUUUAAAGGCCACAGGGCAGUUUGUUAGUGACUUACUACGAGAUGCUUUAGCGGUGGGAUAUCAGAUGACCUCUAGCAAACGAGCACCAAGAGAAAUCAGCGUUGCCAACAUUCAUCAAGCAAUUUGUAAUAUUCCUCUAUUUGACUUCCUCACAAACAAGCACCUGGGGGCCUCACAAGUGGAUGAUGCAUUGCCAUUAAAAUAGAAUAUCUCACACUAACGAGCAGUAUUUUUAUAGGGUAGAGGUAUAUGUUAUUUUUUGGUUUAGUGCUUUUGUGUCACACAGGAUGAAGGUGUACAACUCCCAUCUAUGUAUAUAUUUGAGUGCGUCUAUUCAGCAGGAAAUAAACUCACUUCUCUGGUA
Messenger RNA from Bufo gargarizans (Asiatic toad), 4027 nucleotides. RefSeq names its product YEATS domain containing 2 (gene YEATS2). The record is from RefSeq and is a predicted model, not a curated record. Bases 185 to 3868 code for a protein of 1227 amino acids. The transcript has 28 exons. NCBI's taxonomy places the organism in Eukaryota, Metazoa, Chordata, Amphibia, Anura, Bufonidae. Gene Ontology annotation, cellular component: NuA4 histone acetyltransferase complex. Gene Ontology annotation, molecular function: histone binding. Gene Ontology annotation, biological process: regulation of transcription by RNA polymerase II; chromatin remodeling.